AUGACGGAAAGUACAUCCCAGGCUAAUAUGAUGUUCGAUUUCGCUGCAAUCCGGGCUCAGGCACGCCCCUCAACAACAGUUGAUCGUUCCGCCAUCAAUGCGGAUAGUAAGUGGAUAGCGAAGAGAGAGAGUCGCCCAUCCUGUCGCGCGCCCUCACCGAAAGUCAUCACUGGCCCCCCAAAGACCCUUUAUCUUCCUCGCUUGUGCAAUACCGACGAUAUCGCAUCCGUCUUGAUUGUCAGACGAGAAUCGCCAUGGGAUACCUAUCACCCAGUGGUCACCUACGACGGCGCAGGGAAAGUUACCAUCGCCACUCGCUGCUCCCGUCCCUCUCGCAUGGUUGCCAUCCGGAAGUAUCCCAAACAGGAUACGCGGCGGCUAAUCGGACGAUUUGGGCGGCUUCAACACAGAAAUGUGCUUUCUUUGUUGGAGUGUUACCUCGAUGUUGAUUUCGCGUAUUUUCUGGUGGACGAUCUGGCGUUAACCCUCGGCCAUCUCAUAGCCUGCCCGACAAUUCGUCCUGCGGAGUUCGAGCUCGGAUGUAUUAUGGUUCAAGUUCUCAACGGUGUAUCCUACCUCAGCACCUUUGGUCUGACUCAUCCAUCCUUGACAUGUCAUGAUAUACUGUUUGGACUGGAUGGAGUGGUAAAGAUCGCACGCCUAGAAUGGUGUGUAGAUUGUACCGCGGCCCAGGCGGAGGCAACUUAUAUUGCAGCAAUACCAUCUAUUGUGAUGCAGCUCAUGAUUCGAGAUGACAAGGAUGUAGCUACGAACGACAUGCUGAGUGGCUCGCCCAUCAAAUCCAACAUCGUUCAAUUUCUGAAUGCCGCCAAGGGAGAACCAUCCCUCUUUGUUUUAAAACAACAACCACUUGUCGCAGAGAGGCACCAUUCCAUUAGCGACCUCAUGAGCCUCGCCAGAGCGACAUUGCAUUUGAGUGAGAUCAGAAAUGAGAAUUGA
Messenger RNA from Penicillium subrubescens, 960 nucleotides. RefSeq lists its product as uncharacterized. Lineage: Eukaryota; Fungi; Ascomycota; Eurotiomycetes; Eurotiales; Aspergillaceae. The transcript is spliced from 4 exons. Bases 1 to 960 code for a protein of 319 amino acids. The record is from RefSeq and is a predicted model, not a curated record.